Prorocentrum cordatum is the source of this 340-nucleotide messenger RNA. The record is from the annotation of a GenBank genome assembly. Lineage: Eukaryota; Dinophyceae; Prorocentrales; Prorocentraceae.
GUUCCCCUUCCCGGGCAAGGGCAUCGGGGACUACCUCCAGCUCGCGGGGCUCAGCGCCAGCUGCGGCGACGGCGGCGACGCGGGCCUCUUCCGCGCCGACACCCUCGAGGAGGCGCGCGCGGCCUGCGAUGCGAGGCCGAGCUGCGACUUCUUCUCGUGGUCUCGCGGGGACCGCGCGGCGAUCCUCUGCUCGGGCGGCGCGGCGAGGUUCAAGGAGCACCCGUCCUCGGCGGUGGGUGUCCACCCGCGCCUGCUGGGGCUCGGCGGCCGCGGCUACGCCUCCUUGCCGAACUACCAGGCAGUCUGCGAGCCCGGGCAGGUGCUCGCGGAAGUGCCGGGG